AUGCUUGGUGGGUGGGGACCACCAAAUAGUGAAGGCCACUGCCCCCCCUCCUCUAACCAUUAACCAGCAAACAAGAUUUAGUGGGGAGUCUCCCCCCAAGCCUUACUGUACAUGUGCUAGGAUCCCAGGCAGCAAAGCAGAGCCAGAAGGAACAGCCAGAGCCCACAGCAUACGGCCUGGUCAACCAGAACAAUGUCGCUUGUCCUGUAUACCUGUCUCCUCUGGCUCUGCACCAGUGGCCUCUGGACUGCCCAGGCUGACACCCAUGAGGAUUCAAGUUCUCAUCGAGGCCUGGCUCCCACCAACGUUGACUUCGCCUUCAACUUGUUCCAACGCCUAGUGGCCAUGAAUUCCAACAAGAACACCUUAAUCGCUCCAGUGAGCAUCUCCAUGGCCCUGGCCAUGCUAUCCCUUGGCACCCAGGGCUCUACCCAGACCCAGUUUCUCCAGAGCCUGGGCUUCAACCUCACAGAGACAUCUGAAGCUGUGAUCCACCAGAAUUUCCAGAGCCUCAAUUACCUUCUCAAGCAGUCUGAGUCUGGUUUGGAGAUGAAUUCAGGCAAUGUCAUGUUCCUCCUCCAGAACCUGAAGCUGAAGGACUCCUUCUUAGCAGACAUGAAACACUAUUAUGAGUCCGAGGCCUUGAGCCUCCCUUCCAAGGACUGGACUAAAGCCAGCCAACAGAUCAACAAGCAUGUUGAGAAAAAGACCCAGGGAAAAAUUGAGCAUGUGUUCUCAGACCUGGAUAGUCCAGCCACCCUCAUCCUGGUCAGCUACAUCUUUCUUAAAGGUACAUGGGAACUUCCCUUCAGCCCAGAAAACACUAGAGAGGAUGACUUUUAUGUGAACGAGACAAGCAGUGUGAAGGUGCCCAUGAUGGUCCAGUCAGGCAGCAUUGAUUACUUUCAUGACUCAGAGAUCCCCUGCCAGUUGAUACAGAUGAACUAUGUGGGAAAUGGAACUGCCUUCCUCAUUCUUCCAGACCAGGGCCAGAUGGACACUGUCAUCGCUGCACUGAAUCGGGACACAAUUGAUAGGUGGGGCAAGCUUGUGACCCCAAGGCAGAUGAACCUGUAUAUCCCGAAAUUCUCCAUAUCUGAUACCUCUGACCUUAAAGAUGUGCUGGCAGAUGUGGGCAUUAAGGACUUGUUCACCAACCAAUCAGAUUUCUCAGACACCACUGAAGAUGUUCCCUUGACGUUAACGGUAGUCCACAAGGCCAUGCUACAACUGGAUGAAGGGAAUGCGCUGCCUGUUGCCACCAACGGGGCUCCCCUACACCUGCCCUCUGAAUCACCCACCCUCAGGUUCAACCAGCCCUUCAUCGUCCUGAUCUUUGACAAGUUCACAUGGAGCAGCCUAAUGAUGAGCAAAAUCACAAAUCCAGCCUAAAGGAUGUCCUGGGAAUCCAUGGUGCCAUCUGAUUUUGGGGGCAUGGAAGCCUUUCCCCAGUCUUCUUCAAGGUCCCUCCAACCCAACCAGGUGUUCCUACUUUUAGAUAUCUAGUAAUGAAUAGACCUUGUUGUUACUCUCAAGACAAGUCAAAUUAGAAGGAACCACUGAGAAAGAAGUAACAGUUAUUAAAGGAUGUUUUU
This is a messenger RNA of Arvicanthis niloticus (Nile rat), 1595 nucleotides long. The record is from RefSeq and is a predicted model, not a curated record. NCBI's taxonomy places the organism in Eukaryota, Metazoa, Chordata, Mammalia, Rodentia, Muridae.